ACCGGUUAUAGAGCUGCUACACUACAACAAAGUAAAAUAAUGUUCUAAUUUUAUGUUUCUUCACAUUUAAUGUUUUUUCUGGCAACGCAAUGUUAAAGCUGUAUGAUCAUAAACUAUGCAGUGACUGGGAAGGCUACUGGAGAAAGCUGAUCUCACUGUCAUGUCGAUGAGAUGACUUAAUGGGGUGUGACCCCCUUUACUCCACCUCCACCAGUCUGGACUGUUCAUACAGGGCAGGUUGGAUCCAUGGAUUUGUGCUGUUUGUAACACCUGUGUCUGACCUCUGCAAAGAACUGCGGAGAGAUUCAGACAUCAUCAUAAAGUCAACCUUGACUCAGACGUCAUGUCCAGACUGUGAUUCAGACUGCUGAUCCAGAGCAAUGGAGGGACAGUUCAACAGUUCAAGGCCUUCCAGGAUCAUAUCAGAACUGUGUGGCACAGAGGAGGACUGGCCAUUUCCUGUGUGGCAGAAUGGCACCCUCAGUCCCAGCUUUAACCACAUCAUCUGUGGAUCUCUUGUGCAUGCUGUUACUGCAGUGCUCAGUGCAUGUUAUCUGAGUGUGCCGAGACUCAUCCCCCCUCUGCCUUCACUGCCUGUUGGUUGGAUCUUCAGGUCUGUUGCUGCACUGCUGCUGUUUUUUGUUUUUAUCAUGGAUUUGGGAUUGGUGCUUGCUCUUCAUGAGAAGGACGUUUACUUGAACACCUUGGCUGAUGGAUGUGGACUCAUUGCAUGGCUGGUCCAAUUUGGGGCUGUUUUGUCCUUGCAGAGAUCUGUCAACAGAAGGACUCGGGGUCCACCACUUUUUCUGAUACUGGCACUCCUUUCUGUUCCUAAUAUAGUGUUUACCCUUAUUAAUUACGUACAGGAGGGUAGUUAUCAAAGUAAAGAGCACCCCUUACAGCUCGGAAGGUUCAUCUUGUGUGUUACCAGGGCAGCCCUGAUCCUUCUGUACAUACUGGCCUUUAUCUUUCCUUGUUAUUUUUCGCAAAGAGAAUCUCUUCUUAUAAACACAGACGAUGAAGCUCCUCUUAUUGUUCCAGAGCCUGCUAGAGAACAAACAGUCGCAGAGGAUGGCAGCAGCUGCCUAUCCAGGUUUCUCUACUUGUGGUUGAACGGUCAGCUGAGGCAGGGUCAGCAUGGAGAUCUGAAGAGUACAUCUGAUGUUUUACAACUUCCCCAAAGACUACGGACCAAAGCCGUCACUCAGCGUUUCAGUCAGUGUUGGGUACAAUGCCUGAACAACAGCGUGCUCUCAGAAGGAUUAAGCCACCAUGAGGUGAGACUCUUUAGUGUGCUACACAAGGCUUUUGGCCCACGCUACUACCUCCUUGGUGUGCUGAAGCUAAUGGCCAGCCUGCUAGCAUUCGCAGGACCGCUACUCCUCAGCUGGCUGGUGGGUUUCAUGGAGACUGAGGGGGCUCCACUGAGCAGAGGUGUGUGGUGUGUUGUGGGACUCUUCUCGAGCACUUUCUUAGCCGCAUUUCUCCGUAACGUCUUUGUUUUUGAAGUAUCAAAAGUGUCCCUGAAGGCUCGGGCCGCAGUAGUGUCCGCUAUCUACAGUAAAGCUCUUCGGGUCAGCAGCUCGGCUCUUGCUCGUUUCACCACGGGUGAGGUGGUCAACUACAUGAGCACCGACACAGACCGACUGGUCAAUUUUUUCAACAGCUUCCAUGAAGUUUGGAGUCUUCCUUUCCAGUUCAUCCUGGCCCUGUACCUGCUCUACCUGCAGGUGGGCGUUGCUUUUCUAGGAGGGCUUGGUGUGGCUAUUCUGUUAGUGCCACUCAAUAAGGUGCUGGCAGCCCGCAUCUUGGAGAACAAUAAACACAUGCUGACCCACAAGGACAACAGAGUGAAGCUAAUGACCGAAGUCCUUUUUGGAAUCCGAGUCCUCAAGUUCUAUAAUUGGGAGCAGCACAUUGCACAGAAGAUAAAUCAGAGUCGCAAAAAAGAGCUGAGUCACCUGAAGGCCUUGAAGUAUCUAGAUGCAGUGUGUGUGUACACCUGGGCAGCUCUCCCUGUAGUCAUCUCCAUCCUCACCUUCAUCACAUAUGUGCUGCUUGGAAACAGUCUUACUGCAACUAAGGUUUUCACUACACUGGCGCUAGUGGGUAUGCUCAUUCUUCCGCUCAACGCCUUCCCCUGGGUUCUUAAUGGAACACUAGAAGCCAAAGUAUCUCUGGACCGCAUUCAGCUCUUCCUCAGUUUGCAUGAUCAAGACUUUAGUGCAUAUUACAGCCAAGUAUCUCCUGAGGAUCCUCUAACUGCCAUUCGGUUGACCCAAGCCAGUUUCUCAUGGAAGAGACCACAUCCAGAGUCUGACACAUCUUCACCAGGAAGUCUAUACCUCCAUAAUCUCAAUUUAACUGUCAAGAAGGGCUCUUUAUUUGUUGUGGUUGGCAAAGUUGGCUGUGGGAAAAGCUCGUUAUUAGCUGCCAUUACUGGAGAGCUGAACAGAUUUGGAGGCAUUCUCCAUGUCCAAGGCCGAGAGCAGGGCUUUGGCUUGGUUGCCCAGGAGCCGUGGAUCCAGCAUGCAACUGUGCGUGACAACAUCCUGUUUGGAAAGGACUUUGACAGUGGCUUCUAUGAAGCUGUGCUUGAGGCUUGUGCCCUCACUGCAGACCUUAAUAUUUUGCCAAAUGGGGAUCAGACAGAAGUAGGAGAAAAUGGAGUGACACUCAGCGGAGGACAGAAAAGUCGACUCGCUCUAGCACGAGCUGUAUAUAUGGACAAGGACAUUUAUUUGUUGGACGAUCCCUUAGCAGCAGUCGAUGCUGAUGUGGCUCAUCAUCUUAUGGAGAAAUGCAUUCUGGGAAUUCUUAGGAACAAAACCAGAAUCCUUUGCACUCACAGAAUAGAGUUUGUCGAGAAAGCAGAUAUGGUGAUGCUGAUGGACGGUGGGAUGGUUGUAAAAACAGGAACACCACAGGAGGUCUUAUCUCUGGUUAAAGAUGUACCUAUAGGUAGCAAGAAUGAGAGCAAACAAAAGGAAGAAGGUGCUGACCAAGAAGAAGAGCUGACCAGCGAGCCAGUUUCAGAGAAGGUGCUACACACCAUAGGGGAGGAACAGAAGCAGAUGGGUGGGCUUGCCUGGACAGUCUACAAGUCCUACUGGAAAGCGGUGGGUCGGUGUAUGGCUGUGUCUGUUCUUUUGUCCCUGCUCCUCAUGCAAGGCUCUAAGAAUGUGUCUGAUUGGUGGCUGUCUUACUGGAUCUCCAACUUAAAAGCCAAUGGCUCUGAACUGGUGUCUCUGGCAGCAAGUCCUGUCUCCUCUCUAGUGCUUUUCUCUACAGACACACUUUUGUAUCACUUCCCAGUAAGAGACUCAUUUGGCAAUAUGAGCUCAGAGCUGAAGUUUUACAUGACUGUGUAUGGUUCUCUAGCUGUAGCCAAUACACUCUUUACCGCUGCUCGUGCCUUCAUUUUUGCUUAUGGAGCAAUUCAUGCUGCUACUGUCAUCCAUAGAAGACUACUGGAUAGUGUGCUUAAGGCGACGUUGACGUUCUUUGACACUACUCCUCUGGGUCGUGUCCUAAAUCGCUUCUCCUCAGACAUCUAUAGCAUAGAUGACUCGCUACCAUUCGUCCUCAACAUCCUUCUAGCUAAUGCUUUUGGCUUGUUGGGCAUGCUGGUGGUGAUGAGCUAUGGUCUCCCCUGGGUGCUGCUCCCGUUAAUUCCACUAGGGGUGCUAUACUACCAAACUCAGAGGUUUUAUCGACACUCCUCCCGUGAACUCAAACGCUUGUGCAGCCUCACUCUUUCUCCAGUCUAUUCACACUUUUCCGAGACUCUCAGUGGUCUGGUAACAGUUCGGGCCAGCGGACACACUGCCAGGUUUGAGGAGGAGAAUGAGAGGCGGUUGGAUCAGAACCAGCGCUGUGUGUUCAUCAGUAACGCUGCCAUGCAGUGGCUGGACAUUCGGCUGCAGAUGAUCGGCGUCACUAUAGUGACUGGAAUUAGUAUAAUUGCUGUGAUCCAGCACCAGAUCAGAUCAGUUGAUCCCGGUUUGGUGGGUCUGGCUCUGUCCUAUGCUCUAUCCAUCACUAACCUGCUGUCAGGACUGAUCUUCAGCUACGCGCAGACUGAGAUGCAGCUCGUUAGUGUGGAACGUACGGAGGAGUAUUCCACCUGCAUCCCCCUGGAACCACAACAGGAACAAGCCACGAUUCCAGCUUCCUGGCCAGAACACGGUCGAGUAGAGUUUAAUGCAGCGGUUUUGGCGUAUCGGCCCGGGUUGCCUAACGCUCUGGAUGGUGUCAGCUUUAGCGUGAUGCCAGGUGAGAGGGUGGGAAUCGUUGGACGCACUGGUUCAGGAAAGUCUACUCUGUUCCUGGCUCUGUUUCGUAUGGUGGAACUGAAGCAGGGAAGCAUACUUCUGGAUGGGGAAGACAUCAGUCAAGUUGGACUCUCUCAGCUUAGGACCAAGCUGGCCAUCAUCCCCCAGGAUCCCUUUAUAUUCUCUAGCUCAGUGAGGGAGAACCUCGACCCCUGUGGGCAACACCUAGAACAUCAGCUACUAGACGCUUUGGAGCAAUGCCACCUAGGAGAUGUAGUUCGAAGGAUAGGAGGCUUGGAUGCUGCAGUGGGAGAGAGAGGAAGGUGUUUCUCAGUUGGUCAGCGGCAGCUGCUGUGUCUUGCUCGUGCUCUUCUGACUGAAGCUAAUGUUUUAUGUAUCGAUGAAGCUACAGCCAGCGUAGAUCACAAGACUGACAUGCUGCUACAGAAAAGCAUCCGAGAAAAAUUUAAGCACAAGACGGUGCUUACUAUCGCACAUAGACUCAAUACUAUCAUGGACUCUGACAGAGUUCUGGUGAUGCAUGCUGGGAAAGUGGUGGAGUUUGACAGCCCAUCUGCCCUGUGCAACAAAGAGACUCAGUUUUUCAGAAACUUCUACAAGGAAGAGACGAAUGACUGAUUUUUAGCUAAAUAAUGUCAAUUUUAAACGAGCUUAAAUUAUAGCACAGUUCUGGAUCAGUUGUUCAGUGUUUUACAGACUUUGUAUCAGUUUGCUAAAAACUCAAACGGACGUGAAGAUUUUUUACACUGUAUUUAUGUGAUUACACUUGUUUUUGACAUUUGACAUUAGUGUCUUGAUUGAGUAAUCUGUUACCAGAAAUUGGCUGUUUCUCAUCACACAUUUAAAAAUAGACUAUAUAAUUUAUAUACAAGAUAAGACAUUAAUACACUGAGGUUCAGAAUUUUGUAUUAAAUAAGUACAAAUAUUUUACACCGAAACAAAUUGAAAACGUAUUAGCCUAUUCUUAAAGACAGCUUACUUUACUUCACACCUCAGGCUUUAAGUCAGAAUUGUUUAUAAGGAACCUUUAAUGUGCCAUUACAACACGUUUUUUAGCUAUAAGGACAUUUUUAAAGCAGUGUCACUCGUAGCAGGCAUCUAAUUUCUGUUGUAUGAAAAAAUCUAUUUUCAUUUUUAUAAAAUAAAGUGUUUCCCUGGUUUAAUAAUGAAGUC
Molecule: messenger RNA, 5468 nt
Organism: Tachysurus vachellii
Lineage: Eukaryota; Metazoa; Chordata; Actinopteri; Siluriformes; Bagridae
Gene: abcc10
Product: ATP-binding cassette, sub-family C (CFTR/MRP), member 10
Exons: 23
Coding region: 381-4913 (1510 amino acids)
Biological process (GO): transmembrane transport
Cellular component (GO): membrane
Molecular function (GO): ATP hydrolysis activity; ATP binding; ABC-type transporter activity
Source: RefSeq, a predicted model, not a curated record